AUGUCUAUAGACCACAUAGCUUACUACACACCGACCUCGGUCUUCAAGGAUGAGAUUGCUUUCUUGACUGCAAGUCUCAAACAUCUGGACAUCGUCGAGUUGGUCCGAAUACCCGGCAUGGACAAUCUCGUAGGGUUGGGCAAAGGUCAGAAGGCGUUUCUAUGGGUGUCCGGGCUUGACGAAAACAAGAGAACCAAACUGGGAGACGCGAUGCAUGUCGCAUUGGCGGCAGAGUCUCAGGAACAGGUCGACAUCUACCACCGAGAGGCACUCAAGGCGGGUGGCAGAUGCAAUGGGCCACCAGGGAUCAGGGAAGUGUAUCAUAAGGGUUACUACGCAGCCUUCGUUCAUACACCGGCUGGCAUGAACUUGGAAGUCGUGUACCAUGACUUCGGGUGGCUUCAGAAGUAG
Molecule: messenger RNA, 411 nt
Organism: Cyphellophora attinorum
Lineage: Eukaryota; Fungi; Ascomycota; Eurotiomycetes; Chaetothyriales; Cyphellophoraceae
Exons: 2
Coding region: 1-411 (136 amino acids)
Source: RefSeq, a predicted model, not a curated record